Molecule: messenger RNA, 555 nt
Organism: Daucus carota subsp. sativus
Lineage: Eukaryota; Viridiplantae; Streptophyta; Magnoliopsida; Apiales; Apiaceae
Product: zinc finger protein 5
Exons: 1
Coding region: 1-555 (184 amino acids)
Biological process (GO): cytokinin-activated signaling pathway; trichome morphogenesis; trichome differentiation
Cellular component (GO): nucleus
Molecular function (GO): transcription cis-regulatory region binding; DNA-binding transcription factor activity
Source: RefSeq, a predicted model, not a curated record
AUGUCCGAAAGAGAUUUGCAUUAUCCUGAUCAUGAGUCUGACCAUAAGCCUACAUCAUCCUCUGUAGUGAAGCUCUUUGGUUUUGUGGUCACUGACAAGGACAAAACUCCGGGAUCUGAGCAACACGAAUCCGACAACAGAAGAUACGAAUGCCAGUAUUGCCAGAGAGAGUUUGCGAAUUCUCAGGCCUUGGGUGGCCAUCAAAAUGCACACAAGAAAGAAAGACAAAGAUCAAAGAGGGCUCAGUUAGUGAGUAAUCACCAGACUCGACGCUUGGCAGUGAAUGUACCGCUUAUCAAUGCCCAUGCUGCUCGAUCAGGACCGUUUGUUUAUUCUGCAGGGCCAGCUUUCCGCACUCCUGCUGAUGCUUGUGCAUAUCCGCAACCACCUCAGGUGUUACCAGGUGUUCCUCUGCGAAACCCUGGCAAAUUCUUCGUUGGAAGGCCGUACCAUUUUAGCAAUGUGGGGGCAUCAUACGAUACGAGUCCUUUGUCAAGAUCAGCGGCUGCUGAGGCAGCAUCGGAUGGAGUAGUAGAUGUAGACCUUCACCUAUGA